AUGGCUGCUUCGGUCCCUCAAAAGCUCGUUGGCAUUAUCGGGGCGGGUAUCGCGGGUCCCGCCUUUGCUCUCCAGCUCCUCUCACACCCCCGGCUGGCCUCGCUCUACCGCCCCCUCCUCCUGGACAAGACGCCAGACCCGUCCACCUUGUCAUCAGAAGACCAAGCGAAGAAAGAGAGUGCCUCAUUCGGCGCUGCAGUCGCAGUCUUCCCCAAUGGACUCCAUCCGCUUUAUGCCCUAGGCCUGCGCGAGGCUGUCGAGUCUGCCAGCCUACCUCUAGAUAUCAUCAGCUUCUGGAAGUCGCCCACUGCCUCGAGUACUCCCCAUUAUGAAUACGGAACGAUUGACCAUCCCACAUGGAGCCACGGCCUCCAGUCCGACGCAAUCAACAUCGAGCGCAGUGCACUCAGGGACAUGCUUCUCAAGGCGGCGAGGGAGCGUGGCUGCGAGACGAUGUGGGACAAGAAGAUCAAGGGCUUUGAGGAGCAAGACAAGGGAGCGACUAAGAUCAACUUUGAGGAUGGGUCGGAUCUCACCGUCGAUCUACUUGUCGGCGCUGACGGCGGGUACUCCAUGGUGCGCAAGUACAUUCUCGAUAAGAGGGAUCCUGCCACGGCCGAGAAGCGGUGGCUCCCCGAUUUCAUGCACCAGACUGGCUUCUAUGGUAUCUCUAAGGGGUUCCCAUACGACAAGGACGUGUCGUCGAGGGCAACCAUCGGAAUCUGGCUCGAUCGUGGAAUGCUGGCAUCCGCCCCUGUCCCCGGCGACAAGAUCCGUUGGGAUCUCGUCCUGCCAGAGAAGGAAGCGCCGCCGGCGUCCAGAGCCGUCGUAGACACCCCCAAAUCAGAAGGAAAGUUUCCGUGGGAGUCGGCGAUUCUCCCAAGUGCCUAUUCCCACGACUCCAGCGUGGAAAUCUUGCAGAAGCACAUGAACGCCUUUCACCCUGCUGCUGGAACAAUCGGGAAUCUGCUGGAGAACGCUGAACAAAUCAUCCGAACUCCGCUCCGACAGCGAGUGUGGAAGGCUAAAGAGAUUCAAUACGGGAACGUGGCGUUGAUCGGAGACGCCGCGCGGUUGAUGUUGCCGAGCAGCGGACAAGGAACUGGCUUUGGCAUCGAGGAUGCCACGGUGCUUGCGGCCAAGCUGCUGGAGCACUCCAAAUCGUCCGCCGACCAGAACGACUUGCGCCCUGCUCUGGAAGCCUACGCCCGUGAACGCGUACCGCGGUCGAAGAAGAUGGCAACAGUGGCGUGGGUCACGGGAAAGCUCGCAAUGGCCGACUCGUGGUUCUGGCGGUGGGUGCGCGACUUCGUGUCCAGAUGGUUCCCCGUGGGGUACAAUUACAAGAAUGAUCCGAAGGCCAAAGACCCGUGGCCUCUCGAUGCACGGUUUAACGUUGACCGCUAG
Molecule: messenger RNA, 1407 nt
Organism: Thyridium curvatum
Lineage: Eukaryota; Fungi; Ascomycota; Sordariomycetes; Thyridiales; Thyridiaceae
Exons: 3
Coding region: 1-1407 (468 amino acids)
Molecular function (GO): FAD binding; monooxygenase activity
Source: RefSeq, a predicted model, not a curated record